Molecule: messenger RNA, 456 nt
Organism: Biomphalaria glabrata
Lineage: Eukaryota; Metazoa; Mollusca; Gastropoda; Planorbidae
Exons: 1
Coding region: 1-456 (151 amino acids)
Molecular function (GO): protein binding
Source: RefSeq, a predicted model, not a curated record
AUGGAGAUAUCUAAUAGUGAGGACAGAACUGUGCAGAUAUCUAAUAGUGAGGACAGUACUGUGGAGAUAUCUAAUAGUGAGGACAGAACUGUGCAGAUAUCUAAUAGUGAGGACAGAACUGUGGAGAUAUUUAAUAGUGAGGACAGAACUGUGGAAAUAUCUAAUAGUGAGGACAGAACUGUGGAGAUAUCUAAUAGUGAGGACAGAACUGUGGAGAUAUCUAAUAGUGAGGACAGAACUGUGCAGAUAUCUAAUAGUGAGGACAGAACUGUGCAGAUAUCUAAUAGUGAGGACAGAACUGUGGAGAUAUCUAAUAGUGAGGACAGAACUGUGGAGAUAUCUAAUAGUGAGGACAGAACUGUGGAGAUAUCUAAUAGUGAGGACAGAACUGUGGAGAUAUUUAAUAGUGAGGACAGAACUGUGGAGAUAUCUAAUAGUGAGGACAGAACUGUGUAG